Mesitornis unicolor (brown roatelo) is the source of this 719-nucleotide messenger RNA. RefSeq names its product histone H2A.Z. Gene Ontology annotation, cellular component: nucleosome. Gene Ontology annotation, molecular function: DNA binding; structural constituent of chromatin; protein heterodimerization activity. The annotation marks the transcript as partial. The transcript is spliced from 4 exons. The record is from RefSeq and is a predicted model, not a curated record. Lineage: Eukaryota; Metazoa; Chordata; Aves; Mesitornithiformes; Mesitornithidae.
GCUGGUGGUAAAGCUGGGAAAGACUCUGGGAAGACCAAGACUAAAGCAGUGUCCCGUUCUCAGCGGGCUGGAUUGCAGUUUCCUGUUGGCCGCAUCCACAGGCACUUGAAGUCUAGGACUACCAGCCAUGGGCGUGUAGGGGCCACAGCCGCUGUGUAUAGCGCUGCAAUCCUGGAGUACUUGACAGCUGAGGUUCUUGAGCUGGCAGGAAAUGCAUCCAAAGACUUGAAGGUGAAACGUAUCACUCCCCGUCACCUGCAGCUUGCAAUUAGAGGAGAUGAAGAGUUGGACUCUCUCAUUAAGGCAACAAUUGCUGGUGGUGGUGUAAUACCGCAUAUCCACAAGUCUCUCAUUGGGAAGAAAGGACAACAGAAGACUGUCUAAAGGCUACUAGGAUCCCGUGUUAUCUCAGGACUUUAAGUACUUAAUUGUCCAGUGUUGGUGAUUCCAGUGGACUGUAUCUGUGAAACACAAUUUUGCCUUUUUGUAAUUCUGAGAUGCUAAAGCUCCCUUGAGCUUUCUAACAAACCAAAUUUCUGCAUUGAAGUCUUAACCGUAUUUAAGUGUUACCAUGGCUUCAAAGAAGCUAUUGUAUUUGUAGUGGGUUUUGAUUGAGCUGACUGUUCUUAGAUUGGCUUAAGUAAAGGAAAUGUUUGGUUUUGUACAGACUUUUCAUCCACUAGAGUGGAAAUAUUCAAUAAAUGUAAUAUCAAGACUGA